GAUUCCGGAGCAAAGCUUCACUUAUAAACAGAUAGCGGACCACCGUUUUCUACGACAGUCAUUCGGACGAUCGCAACGUGACAACACCUUAUAUAUCCUGCUAUUGAAUGAUCUCUCUUCCUAGACAUCUGUGGCUACAGCGUGAAAUCAAUAAUCAUCAAUUUUCGAGUUUGUAUUUUUGUUAAAAGUUUCUGCAGUAGACGCGACAAGAUGUUGGACCCGAGCUUCUUGGUGAACCUGGUCACAGUGUUGGCAAUGCUUCUGACCACUUUCUACCUGUGGGCCCGCUACAAGCAAAGCUACUGGAGUCGUCGAGGCAUCCCUACAGCGCCUAAUAGUCACUGGUUGUUUGGUCACUUCCGUGAUGCGAUCUUCAUGCGAUCAGCACCUCCGACACUUCUGGGAGAGCUGCACAAGUCCUGCCCAUCAGACGAACCGAUCCUCGGAGUUUACAUAAUGCAAAAGCCUUUUCUGCUGUUGCGCAAUGCCGAACUCAUCAAACAACUACUGGUCAAGGAUUCUCAGUACUUUCCUAAUCGGUACUUCGCAUCCAAACGCAAGAGCGAUGUGAUCGGCAGUCAGAAUUUGUUCAGCGUUGACAAUCCUAUGUGGAAGUAUUUGAGAGUCAAACUAUCGCCGGCGUUCACUACUGGCAAGCAAAAGAGACUCUUCGAACUUAUGCUGGAAAGCUCGCAAAACAUGAGUAAAUAUCUCGAGGCGAAUCUGCCUAAGGACGGAACGGAAAUAGACAUGGAGAUGAGAAGGGUGUCUAGCAAGUACACAACUGAUGUCAUUUCGUCGCUGGCGUUUGGAAUCAAGACCGACUCGUUUACUGAGCCGGAAGCAGAGUUCUACCUGCGAAGUCGUAAACUAUUUGAACAGAGCAUCAUCAAUACAUUGAAGUUGUUCUACAAUUUCUUCUUCCCCAAACUGAAUGACAUCGUUGGCAGCUCUUUUCUCGGAGCCGAAGAGGAUUAUUUCCGAAAAAUAUUUUGGGAGUCGAUGAACCAGAGGGAAAAAUCGGGUGUGAGCAGGGGCGAUGCUAUGGAUUUAUUGUUGGAAUUGAAAAAUUUGAAACAAAGCAAAGAAUUCAGAUUCGAGGGAGACCGCCUGGUGGCUCAGUCAGUGAUUCUGUUUGCUGCUGGACUAGAGACGAGCGCUACAACAAUGAGUUUUACUUUACUGGAGAUAGCUAAACAGCCAGAAAUUCAACGCAAGGUACGCGAGGAGAUUCGCGAUAAGUUAAACGGGAAGCCACUCACCUAUGAGCGAAUCUCCGAAAUGAAUUAUCUACAUCAAGUCGUCUCGGAAACCCUGCGCCUCUACCCACCGGCACCACUGCUCGAUCGCGUCGCUAUUGAUGAUUACAAGAUUCCUGGAACCGAUAUUGUUCUAGAGAAGGGAAGCGUGGUAUAUGUUGCUCUUAAUGGAGUGCAUCGAGACCCUGAUUACCACUCGGAUCCCUUGACCUAUGACCCAGACAGGUUUAGUGAAAUGCGAAAAAAAGAUAUGAAACCCUGCACCUACAUGCCUUUCGGCGAUGGUCCACGCAUUUGCAUAGGUAUGCGAACCGGCAUGUUACAAACUAUGGUGGGCCUGAUCACGUUACUAAGCCAAUAUGAAGUUAAGCUGAACCCAAUGUACAAAAACGAGAUAAGCAAAAGAGCGAUAUUUUUAGCGCCUGCCAACGGAAUACAUUUAUAUAUAAAAAGAUCUCCAAUCAUGUGAUUGAAACCAUUUGUUUCUCUUUUGAUAAUAUUGUAUAAAUUACUAUUAUACGAUUUCGCAUAAUAUACUAAUAAAUUUGUUUCUUUAUUAGUGUUGAACGAGUAAUUAAUGUUUGGAAAAUUAAAUUUUUAUAUACUCUCUACAACUCUAUGCUUAUACAAAUUUAUUUGAUCCUUUGUACUCUGAUGGCAAUAAAGGUUCAUGAAGAUAA
Messenger RNA from Nasonia vitripennis (jewel wasp), 1939 nucleotides. RefSeq names its product cytochrome P450 6BD2 (gene CYP6BD2). The transcript is spliced from 5 exons. Gene Ontology annotation, molecular function: iron ion binding; monooxygenase activity; heme binding. Lineage: Eukaryota; Metazoa; Arthropoda; Insecta; Hymenoptera; Pteromalidae. The record is from RefSeq and is marked validated. The coding region runs from base 211 to 1728 and encodes 505 amino acids.